Solanum dulcamara is the source of this 1101-nucleotide messenger RNA. RefSeq names its product protodermal factor 1. The transcript is spliced from 3 exons. NCBI's taxonomy places the organism in Eukaryota, Viridiplantae, Streptophyta, Magnoliopsida, Solanales, Solanaceae. The coding region runs from base 83 to 856 and encodes 257 amino acids. The record is from RefSeq and is a predicted model, not a curated record.
CACUCCCCAUCACUGAGCUCUCCAUCUCUCCCUUCAUUCGUUCUCUUUUAUCUCUGUCAGUUUCCUUUGGAAGCAAACCAUCAUGGAGAAAAAGAGAAGCAACCAGAGCUCUCUAAUUCUGUGGGCCACAUUUGCUGCACUGCUCUUGCAGAAUUUGGUCAUUCCUGUCAUGUCUUCUGCUUCUUUUGAAGAACAGAAGAACUACUACACUCCUGAUCCACAUAUCGGAAGUCCACCAACAGGUUCAAGCACACCACCCUCUCAUGCAACACCAUCUCAUGGAAGCAAACCACCAGCAAACUGUGGUAACCCUCCAAAAGGAGGGCACCAUCAUAACCCUACCCCAGCUUCUCCUUCAGGAGGUCAUAGUGGUGGCUACUAUCCCCACCCUCCAAGUACACCUACAACUACACCUAGUACCCCCUCCACACCCACUAUUGUAACCCCACCAACUACUCCUAUCAUUGACCCUGGGACUCCAAGCACUCCUGCUACCCCAACACCAUCACCUCCUUUUACAUGCGAUUACUGGAGGACUCACCCGGGACUGAUAUGGGGCUUGUUUGGUUGGUGGGGAACUGUUGGUGGUGCAUUCGGCGUGGCUAGUGCUCCAGGGCUCGGCUCAAACAUGAACUUGCUGCAAGCACUUUCAAACCAACAUACCAAUGGACUUGGACAACUCUACAGGGAAGGCACAGCUUCUUUGCUGAACUCCAUGGUGAGCAAGAGGUUCACUUACAGCACCACACAAGUCAAGAACAAUUUUGCUACAGCACUCAGUUCCGACAAGGCUGCAGCAGCUCAGGCUCAGUUGUUCAAGUUAGCCAACGAGGGUCGGCUCAAGCCCAGAGCUUGAAAAGUCAUUUUCACAAUUACCAUCAAUAUCUUGUUAUUUCUAUUUCCUUACGAUAUUCUGUGUGUUUACUUUAGGAUUAAGCAUUAAUGUUUUUCUAUUCGUUGUUAUCAAAGUUAAUGUUUUUUCUAUUUGCUUUUGAAUCUUACAAAAUCAAGAGGAUACCAACCUUCAUUGUUUAAUCAGUUAUCAGUAAAGCAUUUCUUGUUGUAUUAAAAGUGUGAAUGCCAGUUCCCAAUUUCAGAUUA